AUGGCUGAGUCGUCGUUAAUACCCGGCUUGACGGACGACGUGGCGGAGCUCUGCCUGUCGCGAAUCCCGCGCUGUGACUUCCGGAUCAUAUCUCAGGUCUGCCGGAGAUGGAGGACGUACCUCGAGAGCGAGCAUUUCACAGCCGUUCGAAAGUUGACAGGACCGGUGGAGGAGUUCCUGUGUGUUCUGAUGGAAGACAGCGCGUGGGGGGUAUCUUACUGGUUCGGGGAAGUUUUCGACGCCUCUGGAAACAAUCUGGGACAGAUCCCUCGCGUCCCUGGGACUUAUAAGUGGAGUUUCGGCCUCGCGGUGCUCGAUGGAGGUAAGAUCGUGUUCAUUGGUGGAUAUUAUAAUGAUCCCAUCUAUGAGGUUGAAGGAUUAGCUAUGGAAAGGACCCGUAUCUCUUCUUCGGCCGAUGUUUACGAGUUCGAUCCCGCGUUUAACAGCUGGAGAAAACUGGCGGCCAUGAACAUAGCACGUCACAACUUUGCAUUUGCUGUGGUGGACAGCCUUUUGUAUGUGCUCCGAGGCGAGGACUCAGAUCGCAAUCGCCUUCUCAGCGCGGAAGUAUAUAACCCGGAAACUAACCAGUGGAGGCUCAUGGAUUGUCCAAACCGCCCUGUCUGGGGUGACUUCGCAUUCUCCUUCAAGUCCAAACUCUACGUGAUUGAGAUAUAUGACCCCAAAACGGAGACAUGGGAAGAGUUAGACUCGGAUCAAACAGAGGAUGUGUACACCUACACUGUUAUUAGGAACAAAGUUUAUUUCCUUGAAAGACACACGCGGGGAAUGGGAGUGUUUGAUCUAGAGGAGAAUUCUUGGAGCUGGGUGUCUGCGCCUCCGGACCGGUACAGGGAUGAGUAUCGGUUCAGACUAGGGGAGUGGAACAAUGAGGUUAUUUUCAUUGGACGGACCGGAGGACGUAACGCCUUAAUCCGUAACCUUGAUAAUAAAGAGAAUGCGCGAAAGUGGAUAGCCACACCCAUUAAACCAUCUGGUGGUAGCUCGACCAACGUUCUCAUCAAAUUCUGA
Messenger RNA from Eruca vesicaria subsp. sativa (arugula), 1032 nucleotides. The record is from the annotation of a GenBank genome assembly. Lineage: Eukaryota; Viridiplantae; Streptophyta; Magnoliopsida; Brassicales; Brassicaceae.